CCACAAGGCUCACCUCCCAAAGGAAACAACAUCCCUCAAAACAUUUCAAACCACAUUCCAACUGCAUUUACCCUUCUGGCUUUCCUCUCCGUACCAUACUUGUACGAACCCAAGGAACAAAACCCAUCUCAGCUUUCAUGUCGUGGUCGCCGGGUCGCACGAUCCGGCUGUCCGACCUCAAACAACACAGGAGAGCCCCGCCACCCGCGAGUGCCAAAGGUGAAACGCUGGGCAAACCCUUGAUAACCGGGAGUGGGAGCGUAGAACACAGAAGCAGGGAAGGGUUAUAUAUACUAUUAAUCAAAUUCUAGACGUCCUUUGGGACACCAUUAGUACAAUGGUAGCAAAAUCACAUUUCAAAAUCAACUUCUUUCUCCGGGAUGGCAUGUAUAGGGCUAGGCAUGUGGCGAUUGGAAAGUCAAAACGGCGGUUCUGAGGUUUCUAUAUUUGGAUCGUGAUGGGGAUGUGGAAACGUCGUACGGUAGGACGAUGGAACGAUAUUAACAUCAUGACAACUUGCGGGGCUCGGGGUGUCGAGUCCUGGUCUGUUUUUGUGUACACCGUAAGUAUGUUUACUGCACAGGGGAAAGAUUUAAUAACUAUUAUACUUCGUAUGGGAAGGUAUUUUAUAAGUACACAAUACCCGGCAGUCGGCAUGUGAUGUCUUGAUCUUCGACAACCGCAGCUCACAGCCCACCCCCAAGAUCCCCAAGAUCCUCAAGACCCCACCAAAAAGGCUUGACACAUGGACGACGAGGAUCUGAUCCCUCUUGUGUCGCAAACGUUUGGUGGGGAAGAAGGACUUCAAGACGACGGAAUGAAGGGAUCCCUGCACUUGAAACACGGGAUUUGACUUCACGAGUGUUUAAGUUUGAGCUUGGGGUUUGGGAGGCGUUCAAUCAGCUGAACUUUUUUUUUUAAUCUUUGGUUCUCUCUUUCGUUUUGUUUUGUUGCUGUUGGAACUCUUUUGGUUCUUUUGAGGAGUCUUUUAUCUGGUAUUUGACGAGGGAGUUGGGUUUUGUUUGAUUAUACUUUACGGAGAGAAAAGGGAAGCACGAUUGCUACAAAGGGAUAAGGAAAGCUUGGACGAGACAUAAAGCACAAGACGAUAUUUUCGAUUGGAAGAAAACACAAGUCCAAUUCGAGAAGAAAACACAUCAAGAAGAAAGAAAAAGAAAGAAAAUGGUGUUCAACAAUAUUCUAACCUUAGAGGUUCUCACCCUCCUCACCUGUCUCACAAGCGCAUCCAAAGUCGAUGCCCCAUACCCAAACCAACAACAAAUACAUUUGGAUCCCGCCAACGGCCACAGCCACCACCACCACCACAGCUCCAACACCAGCCCAGCUUCAAAUCAAGAGCGCGGCUCAACUAACAGCUGGGAAAGGUCCUUCCUACCAGGCCACCGAAAAUUCGAUCUCUUCGAAAACUCAUGUCCUAUCCCCUCCAGCGAACUGGUCCCAUGGCCCGGUGGGAUAGGAAAAGGGUCAAAAUGGACGGAGGUGCCACAUUGUACUCGGAUGCCUCAUGUCACCGCGACCACGGGAGUCAAGAAUGAGACGGGCAUCAAUGAUACCUUUUGUACUUUUAGCACGAAGAGCUUCCAGGGCGGACGAGGGAUAUCAGUAGCCACCAAACCACACAUCGCCGAAAAGAUUGCGACCCUGCCCGCGUUCAAGAUGUCUUCAGGUGUAGAUCUAUGGAAGAAAAGCUAUCCUCCAUUUGAGAUCAAGCCCGUCCCUGGGAAAGGGAUGGGGGUUAUUGCUAACCGGACGAUCUUCCGUGGGGAACGGCUGUUCGCUCAUGCCGCGGUGGGAAUCUAUCAUAAUGAUAUCUUUCUGACGAGACGGAGUAAGGACUAUAGGCUGAGGAAUAGAAUGAUGGAGGUUGGGGUUGAUAAGUUGCCGGAGGAGUCGAGGAAGAAGUUCCAUGCUAUGAUUGGACAGAAGAAUGCGCAUCAUGUGGUGCAGGGGCAGUUGAAUGUUAAUACGUUUGGAGAGGAUUUUGGAGGGGAGGAGCAUAGUAUUAUUAUCCCUGAGACUGCUGUGAGUUUUUCCCCCCCUUAUCUUCCUCAUAUUCUUUUUCCUCAUCUUUCUCAUAUUUUUCAUGUUUACCGAGUAUGAGGGGUGGAUGUUGUUAUCUGGAGGUCAGCAUAUGAGAACGAAACUAACUGAAAAUAGAGAAUGAACCAUGAUUGCAGACCAAAGUAAGUAGUCUCAAUAUCAAAAUCCAGGAAGAAGAAAAAACUAACCUCACUCACCUCAGUUCCAUGUAUUACUUCGACCCCGAAACCCUAAUUCACUACACCCAAGCAGCACGAACCAUCAACGCCGGCGAAGAAGUAACCAUAACCUGUAACUCCCCUCCAACCCCUCUCAAAAUCCACCCACUGACACUCAACCCAGACAUCGACCCCCUCCAAUCCCGCGAAGACCGCCAAAAAGCCAUCACCUACUCCUGGGGUUUCCAAUGCACCUGCUCACACUGCCUCCAACCAACAACCUACAGCGAAGCCUCCGACGGACGAAUCCUCGCCAUCAACUCACUCGUCAAGCUCUUACUCGGCGAGACCAAGUUGAAAGGCAACACCACCCCCUCGGCGGCUGAAAAAACCAAGAUCGCAGAGCUCCUCGUGGAUUUGUACGAGCAGGAGCGGCUGGUGUCGCAUAUUGUGGAUGCGUGGAUGUGGGCGGCGCAGACGCACAAGGAGGCGGGGAAUCUGUGGGAGAGUCUGAAGUGGACGUAUCGCUCCGAAGAGGGGAGUUUGAUUCAUGAGGGCCCGAGGAAUGAGGCGGCGACGAGGAUGGGGAAUUUGGUGCAGAAGGUGAGUGAGAAGUUGGGGGUUGAUUUGGGGUAUUUGACGGAGGAGGAUGAGGAGUAG
Molecule: messenger RNA, 2879 nt
Organism: Hymenoscyphus albidus
Lineage: Eukaryota; Fungi; Ascomycota; Leotiomycetes; Helotiales; Helotiaceae
Source: the annotation of a GenBank genome assembly